CUCACGUGAGAGAAGAAGAAAAACAAUAGCAACCACAGUCGUUCAAGGUAGUUCCACAUCGUCUCAGAACUCUGGGAUCAACUGACUCUAAAUUAGUAAAUUGUGAGUGAAACCGCAAUCUUAGUUGAGAUGUGAAGGCGAAGCUAAUGAGAGGAAGCGCUGUUAUCGUCUGUGCGUGAACUCUGCAGCUAAGCUAAUUUUGAGUUUAGCUAGCUCGUGUCCAACUGGCUCGUCAGCGUCGUCGGGCUGACCGGAGAUAACCAGCCGGUGUACACCGUCCAAAGCAGCCGUGCACCUCUCCUUCGGGCUGCUCUGAGUUAAGCGUCAGAUCUUGUUUAAAACACAGCAAUGGGAAGUCUGGGCUCCAGGUUCCAGUACCCAGCUCAGGGACCAGAGGAGGUUACAGAGGGAACAAGCACCGGUCACAAACACAGCUGCGAAUGCAAGAAGAGGAAACGAAAUGCUCAGUGUGACUGUGACAGUGAACAAGAGGAGGAUGAAUCCAUACUAGAUACACCUCGCAGAAAGAAAUUAAAAAGCACAUCAAGAUAUAUUUAUCAGACUUUGUUCCUCAACGGGGAAAAUAGUGACAUUCGCAUCUGUGCUCUGGGACAGGAGUGGAACCUCCACAAAGUCUACCUGUGCCAGUCUGGAUAUUUCUCCAGCAUGUUUAGUGGCUCUUGGAAGGAGUCUAACAUGAUGGAAAUAAACUUGGAGAUCCCAGACCAGAACAUAGACACUGAAGCUCUACAGGUUGUAUUUGGAUCUUUGUACCGGGAUGAUGUUCUGAUCAAGCCCAGUAGAGUCGUCAGUAUACUUGCUGCUGCGUGUAUGCUACAGCUGGAUGGUCUGAUCCAGCAGUGUGGUGAAACUAUGAAGGAAAACAUCAGUGCAAAAACUGUUUGUGGCUAUUACGCUUGUGCCACCAUCUAUGGCUUGGACUCCGUCAUGAAAAAGUGUCUUGAGUGGCUUCUAAACAACCUGAUGACCCACCAGAAUGUUGAGCUGAUGAAAGAACUAGGGGCAGAGGUGAUGGAGCAGCUCAUUCAGUCAUCAGACCUGUUCGUCAUGCAGGUGGAGAUGGACGUAUACACUGCUCUGAAAAAGUGGAUGUUUCUCCAACUGAAUCCAUCUUGGGACGGCCCCAUCAAGCAGCUUCUGGCCGAUGCUGAUGCCUGGCUUUGCAAACGUAGGACAGACCUGUGUGAAAAGGAGCCUUUCUUAAACACGGAGGAGGGGACCCCAUUUUGUUCUGUGUUUAAAUAUGUUCGUCUUCAGUACAUCAUCAAUGAUCUCGCAUCUGCACGUAUCCUGGAGAGAGAUAAUAUUUUACCCCCUGAUUGGUUAACGUCGGUGUACAAAAACCAGUGGUUUGCUAUGCUGCGCACAGAAUUUGAUAAUGAUAAUGGUCCCCAGGAAGCUAACAAAGAGGAGUUUGAGCUAAGCAGUAUGAGGUGUGGCAGGAAACUCACCAAAGAUGGAGAUUACUGCUGGCGGUGGACAGGCUUUAACUUUGGUUUUGACUUGUUGGUGACCUACACAAACCGCUUCAUAGUGUUCAAAAGGAACACUCUGAGUCAGCCAUGUGGAGGCGCUGUGAGUCUGCAACCUCGAAGACAUCUGGCAUACAGAUUACGUCUUGCCUCAUUCGACAACCGUGGAAAACUGGUCUGCAGUCGCUCAACAGGUUACCAGCUACUAACUCUUGAGAAAGACCAGGAGUAUGUGGUGAUGAACCUCGACAGCCGGCUGUUAUCAUUCCCACUCUACGUAUGCUGUAACUUCCUGUAUACCUCGCCCCAGUCAGAAAUCCGCCCAGAUUCGCCAGAACCUGAAUGCAGUGCUCGCACCGGGUCCUGAUGCCUGUUCAGCUGCUACUAUUUCUUUGGUAACAUCAAGACACUGUCACAAGCUUUUAUGUACAGUCCACUGUCAUUGUAAAAGCAUUUUGACUUUGGACAUAGUGUUUGCAUGCUCUGUGACUCAGUGAGUCGUUAAGGCAAUGUGUUUUGUAUCUCGAUAUUCAGUAUUCUGAGUUGGGCUAGGAAGUGGUGGUACUGAGCUUCUGGACCAAUCAUCACAAUGGAAAACUAUAAUAUUUAGGUCUAGUGAUUGUGAGGACCACUCAAGGAUUCAUCUUACCUACACCUAUAUAUGGAUAUAUUGCCAUCCUGGAAUAUGGGAAUGUGAUGAUGGAUCGACACCACAGGGAGGAAAAACUGCCUCAUCAUAGUCCACAAUAUUCAUCACACUCUUUCACUCCUGUUAGAUUGACUACGAAUCCAUCAAGGGUUAGUUUCAUCCUUUUGAAUUUGUCUGAAAAUAAACCUUUAUCUCGCCUUUAAUUGAACAAGUUCUCACAAGAGCAUACAUUGUCCAUUACCAAGUGGUCAUUUUCAAAAAGCUGCUGUUACUCCGACUAGGGAAAGUGUGAGACCUGCUCAUAUAUAUUGGUCAUAUAACCAUCACUGAAAAGAGAAUGCAUCUAAUGGAUGCACAUCUUUUUGUUCUGGUUGGAACAGAUAACACCUGUCUUUUGUAUCUGACUCAACAGCUGUGGCAGAGUCUAAACAGCAUCAUCACCUUUUGGAUUAAAUGUGUACAGUUGAAUUCUUAUCCAAAAACAUGUUUUUGUAAGGGAAUGAGCAUUGUGAGGUCAAAAAACCAGGAUUAACAGUAAUUUCUUGCAGGGCAGUGGGAAGACAAGGGACCGACACCAGCUCUCUGUUUACUGUGAAACCCACAAACGUUCACCUCAGACUUUAUGCAGUUUGUACCAGCUAUGCCGGGCUAAAAGGUCACUUCCGGUCUUUGAUGUUGGCUAAACAUCUGCAGCGCAUCUGGUACGUGUGGGGAGAUGUACAAGUUUUGGAAAUUUGUUUCACGCUUUAAAACAUGGUCAACUUGAGGUCAUUCAAAUUUUCAGUAUUAUUUGCCUGUAUAUCUGCUGCUGUAUCUGUGAUCAAGUUAAAUGCUCAACAAGUUCUUUUUAUUUGGCAUUUAUUUAUUUUUUUAAUGUCAUUUGUAUUGCUUUAUUUGUGCAAAAGAAAACGGAAACCUAUCUGGACUGCCAAUAAACUGCCCAUUCACAUGGGCUGUGGUGCUA
Molecule: messenger RNA, 3106 nt
Organism: Betta splendens (Siamese fighting fish)
Lineage: Eukaryota; Metazoa; Chordata; Actinopteri; Anabantiformes; Osphronemidae
Gene: gmcl1
Product: germ cell-less, spermatogenesis associated
Exons: 15
Coding region: 349-1860 (503 amino acids)
Biological process (GO): germ cell development
Molecular function (GO): protein binding
Source: RefSeq, a predicted model, not a curated record